This is a messenger RNA of Eruca vesicaria subsp. sativa (arugula), 1193 nucleotides long. The record is from the annotation of a GenBank genome assembly. NCBI's taxonomy places the organism in Eukaryota, Viridiplantae, Streptophyta, Magnoliopsida, Brassicales, Brassicaceae.
GAAAAACUUCAAAACCAGCCAGCCAGCCAUGAACGAUCUUCUCUCCCGCUCUUUUAAACGUGCAGUAGCUGACGAUUCAUCGCCGCCUCACUCUCACAGUAUCGAGAUGCCAAAUGCUAAGUACUCCGGCGAGAACAAUCUCCAAAAAUUCUUCCUCGACGUGCAGGAGGUUAACAGUGAUCUAAAAGAGCUUGAUCGCCUCUGUCACAGCCUCCAAGUGAGCCACGACAAGAGCAAAACGCUCCAUAACGCUAAAGCGGUGAAAGAGUUGAAGGACAAGAUGGAUUCCGAUGUGUCUAAAGCGCUCAAGACGGCGAAGCGCGUGAAAGGUAAUCUCCAGGAGCUGGAUCGUGCCAAUGAAGUGAACCGGAGUUUACCGGAAAGUGGACCGGGUUCAUCUUCUGACCGGCAAAGGACGGUGGUGGUUAACGGUCUGAGGAAGAAGCUGAAAGAUGCGAUGGACCAUUUUAUGCGAGUCAGAGAGACUCUCUCGAUGGAGUAUAGAGACACCAUUCACAGGUUGUACUUCACCGUCACCGGUGAAAAUCCCGACGAGGAUACCGUCGAUCACCUAAUUGCUACAGGAGAAAGCGAAACGUUUUUGCAAAAAGCUAUACAAGAGCAAGGUCGUGGUAGGGUUUUGGACACAAUAAACGAGAUACAAGAGAGGCAUGACGCAGUCAAAGACAUCGAGAAGAGCUUGAACGAGUUGCAUCAGGUGUUUCUUGACAUGGCUGUUUUGGUUGAGCACCAAGGCGAACAGCUCGACAACAUUGAAGGCAACGUCAAACGAACCAACUCGCUUAUCCGGUCCGGUGCAGACCAGCUUGUUAAGGCGCGGUUCUAUCAGAAGAACACGCGUAAGUGGACUUGUUACGCCAUUUUGAUAUUGAUUAUUAUUGUGGUUUUAGUUGUGUUGUUUACGGUUAAGCCUUGGGGAAAUAAUGGCGGUGGUGGAGGAGGGUCGACCCGUCAAGCCACUCCGGUGCAAGCUCAGCCACCUCCAUCUCAGGCCCGGAGGCUACUUCGUUAAAACUUCUUUUCUUUCUUUUUUAGUUCUCUUGGUUUAUGCAUGCAUGGACCUCUGCUUUGGAGAUUGAUUAUUUAUCUUUUCAGUAAUGUUUUUGAUUGGUUCAAGUCCUUGUGUAUAUAUAUAUCUCAUGCGAACAGUACAUAAAUUAUUUACCUUCUAU